Arachis stenosperma is the source of this 656-nucleotide messenger RNA. RefSeq lists its product as uncharacterized. The transcript is spliced from 2 exons. Bases 24 to 398 code for a protein of 124 amino acids. NCBI's taxonomy places the organism in Eukaryota, Viridiplantae, Streptophyta, Magnoliopsida, Fabales, Fabaceae. The record is from RefSeq and is a predicted model, not a curated record.
AAGAGCGAAGAGGAAGUUGAAUUAUGGAAGGGCAAGAUCUGUCGCCGCCACAAGUGGACGCAUCUCGACCGUCGUUGGGUUUCCCUCUAGGCACUGCCCUCCUUCUGAUCAUCAUAUUCACCCUCAGCGGCGUGUUCUCCUGCUGCUACCAUUGGGAUAAGUUCCGCUCCUUCCGUCAAUCUCAAUUCCCUUCCUCUCCUACUAAAUCCAACCUCAACCAGGAAUCGAAGAAGCAAAACAGGGAAGAAAGCUUGCCGGUGUUGAUGCCAGGGGACGAGCUUCCCAAGUUCAUUGCGAUGCCUUGCCCCUGCCAGCCGUCGCGCCCUCACGAAGACAACACCGUCAUUGUGAAGGUGGAGAAGCCACUGCAGCUGCCGGCCAUCCCUUUAUAUUUGUGAGCUACCUAGCUAGUUAGACCAUAAAAACUCCAUCUCAUCCAUCAUAAUUCACAUAAUCUAAUAAUCUAGGCCAUAAUUACUUCAAUACAUGUAUGUAUAAGUAUAAGAUCCGUAGAGGCCAAGGGAUUUCUAUGUAGGAUAAUAGGUAUCAGUUGGUAGACUCUGGUGACUAUUCCAUUUCAUUCAAUCAUUGUAUCAUACGCCAUGUAGCUGCUAUUAAUUAAGGAAUCUCCAUCUAAAUGCUUUUUCUUUUUCUCA